Molecule: messenger RNA, 1889 nt
Organism: Pogona vitticeps (central bearded dragon)
Lineage: Eukaryota; Metazoa; Chordata; Lepidosauria; Squamata; Agamidae
Gene: PROK2
Product: prokineticin 2
Biological process (GO): endothelial cell proliferation
Source: RefSeq, a predicted model, not a curated record
CUCCUCCUCACGGUGGCGGCGGCGGCGGCGGCGACUGCCCUGAGGGAGACCCCCCGGACUUGAGGCUGGCUUACCGCCCCGGCAAGCCGCAGAGGGAGCCCCGGGGACCGAAAGCGGGAGCCAUGCGGAGCCUGCGCUGCGCUCCCCUCCUCUUCCUCCUGCUCUCGGCGGGAGACGCUGCGGUCAUCACCGGGGCUUGUGAGAGAGAUCUGCAGUGUGGUGGAGGGAUGUGCUGUGCAGUUAGUCUCUGGAUUCGGAGUCUUCGAAUGUGCACUCCAAUGGGCCACUUGGGUGAAGACUGUCAUCCCUUGAGUCAUAAAAUCCCAUUUCAUGGAAGGAGACUACAUCACACUUGUCCUUGUGUGCCUAACCUGGCUUGUAUUCAGAUAUCUCCUAGCAAAUACAAAUGUUUGCCAGACUUCAAUGCUGAAGAUGCCUUCUUCUAGCGGAAGCAUGAUGAAGGAUUCUGUGCCAUUAUUUAUUUUUACUACUAGGGACCCUGUCUCUUAAUUAUGAUGGAAGCUGUUUGCCAGAAGGAAUUGUCUAACAUACUUUCUCUCCUUGUCAACAUUGUUUAAUCAAGAUACUGUAUCAUAGUUUAUUUUUUAAUAGUAUAAUGGUUCCAGUUAGAUAAUUAUGAAGCAUUCUGCACAUUUUACCAGUGCAAGAAAAGUUCAGCUGUACAAGUUGUGAUGGGUUAGACUGAAAACAGGCUAUCAGCCAUAUAAUACACCUCAUUAGGCAAUGCAUAAACCUCCUGAUUUUGCUAAUUGCAAAAACAGGCAGUAUCUGGAAACUGUUAGGACUUAAUUCAUAUUAAGUGGAUUAUAUUUGGCUUAACGGGUUACAAACUGUGAAGGCAGUUUUAAGGGGAUAUUAUGAUUAACUCCUCUCUCCUAAAAUAUGGUCACAUGUAUACUCCUGCAAAUCAUUUAGAACACUAGACAUUAAGAAGUGUCAAAUUAGUUUGUAUAAACUGGACCAAGAUUUUUAUGGAUCUACUAAGCUAGACUGAGAAUAUUUUGUACUGCAAUUAUAGUUAUAUUCUUUAAAUAAGGGAUGGAACCUUCAGACUAGCAGCAAAAUUUGAUCUGCUCAGCUGGUCAGUCCAGUUGUGAAAUCUCAGGAUAAAUGUCCUCCUGAAGCUCCAUCUCUUUCCAAAUGAGAAUUGGCAGGAGACCCACUGAGCUAUAGCUGAAUAUGAUUUGCUCCUCCCUUUCCUCCACUACAGCUCAGUGAAUCUCCUGCCUUUUCUCAUUUGGGAAGAGACAGAGUUUCAGGAGGACAUUUAUCAUUAGAUCCCACAGCCAGAUUGACCAGCCAAGUAGAUCAAAUGUUGCUAACAGUCUAAAGCAGGGGUCUUCAAACUACGGCCCGUGGGCCACAUCCGGCCCGCAUUGCUGUUUUGUCUGGCCAGUUCCCUUCAGCCCAUGUGUGCAUGCUGGCGGGGGGGUGCGGCUGGGCACACGUACGCAUGUGUGUGCGCACACAUUCCUGUUCCUUCGGCCCUCAAAAACUUUGAAAAUAUCCGGUGUGGCGCUCACUAUAAAACAUUUGGAGACCCGUGGUCUAGAGGUUCCAUCGCUUAUUUAUAGAAUCUAACAAUUAGGCAAUGGUGAAAUCCUGUUAGCAGAGCUGCGUGUUGUAAAUGCUCUUGAUGUCAUCAACAGGCAAUGUUAAUAUUAAAUUAAUUAAAUUUAAUGUUUCCUAUCCAACCCCUUUUGGGUUCCAAGGCACCCUAUAGAUCUCUUUCAAUCUGGGGAAGCCUUUGGGAGCCUUGGGGGCAGUGGGGAGAGAGACUUUUAUAUCUGAAAAUUGCAGCUGUCAAUCCCACAGCAAGAAUUAGGAACUAUGUUGACCAUUUUUAAGUAUUAAAGACUAUCCCCACC